Messenger RNA from Zygosaccharomyces rouxii, 1473 nucleotides. RefSeq names its product citrate (Si)-synthase CIT3 (gene CIT3). Gene Ontology annotation, biological process: carbohydrate metabolic process; tricarboxylic acid cycle. The transcript has a single exon. Lineage: Eukaryota; Fungi; Ascomycota; Saccharomycetes; Saccharomycetales; Saccharomycetaceae. The record is from RefSeq and is a predicted model, not a curated record. Gene Ontology annotation, cellular component: mitochondrial matrix. Gene Ontology annotation, molecular function: 2-methylcitrate synthase activity. The coding region runs from base 1 to 1473 and encodes 490 amino acids.
AUGUGUAAAAUAGGCCAUUCAAAAUUGUCAAGGAUAGAAAAGAUGCUACUUUCCCUAACGACUCGUAGAAGUCUUUAUAGCACGAAGGUCCAUGGCAGCUCUUCACUGGAGUUGAAGACGGUCUUAAAAGAGCUAAUUCCUCAAAGAAAACAAGAAAUUUUAGAACUGAAGAAGAAUUAUGGCGAUGUGAAAGUUGGUGACAUCACUAUAGGUUCCGUCAUUGGCGGCAUGAGAGGUAACAAUUCAAUGUUUUGGCAGAGCACCUCUCUAGAUCCUUACGAGGGCAUCAGAUUUCAAGGUAAAACUAUUCAAGAUUGUCAAAGAUUAUUACCCAAGGAUCCCAAAGAUCCAGAUGAAAAGAGGAAUUUCUUACCAGAGGGUAUGUUUUGGCUUCUGGUAACGGGUCAAAUAGCUACUCAGGAACAAGCAUCUCAUUUGUCGAGGGAGUUGGGAAUUAGAGGUCGUAAAUUACCAGAUGACACUGAAAAACUAAUGUCUACUUUACCUUCUGAUAUUCAUCCUAUGACACAACUUGCCAUUGGAUUAGCUUCCAUGAACCAAACAUCAAAAUUUGCCAAGAAAUAUGAGAGAGGAGAUAUUGGUAAGAAUGAAUACUGGGAAUACGCUUUUGACGAUGUGCUUAACCUGAUUGCAGCCCUACCUCAAUUAAGUGGUAAAAUUUACUCUAAAAUUGCCGCCAAAGGUAAACCACUUGGUCAAUUCAAAGAGGAUCGUGAUUGGAGUUACAACAUUUGUUCAUUAUUGGGGAUGACUAGUGAGGAUUCUUGUAAUCGUCAGAAUUUGACUGCAAAGCAAUCUGGUGAUUUUGUGAACCUGAUGAGAUUGUAUACAGGAAUUCAUGUGGAUCAUGAAGGUGGUAAUGUAUCUGCUCACACUACCCAUUUAGUUGGAAGCGCUCUUAGCGAUCCUUAUUUGAGUUAUUCUAGCGGAAUCAUGGGGCUUGCUGGUCCACUCCAUGGGUUAGCAGCUCAAGAAGUGGUCAGAUUCUUAAUUGAAAUGAAUUCUUGUAUUACUUCCCCCCAAAACGAAAUUGAAAUCAAGAAAUAUUUGUGGAAAUUACUUGAAUCCAAAAGAGUAGUCCCAGGAUAUGGUCAUGCAGUCCUUCGGAAAACUGAUCCUAGAUUUGUUGCUAUGCUUGAUUUUGUCAAGGCAAGACCUGAAGAAUUUAGUCAAGAUGAAAAUGUUAUCUUGAUGGAGAAAUUAUCUAAAAUUGCCCCUAAGGUUCUCAAGGAACAUGGCAAAUGUAAGAAUCCAUAUCCAAACGUUGAUUCUGCAUCAGGAAUUCUAUUUUAUCACUACGGUAUAAAAGAAUUGUUGUUUUUCACAGUUAUCUUUGGUUGUUCACGUUCAAUGGGUCCAUUGACCCAGCUGGUCUGGGAUAGGGCUUUGGGGCUACCAAUUGAAAGACCAAAGAGUUUAGAUUUUAACUCACUGCGUUCUCUAUGCAGAUGA